Schistocerca nitens (vagrant locust) is the source of this 671-nucleotide messenger RNA. RefSeq lists its product as uncharacterized. The coding region runs from base 15 to 671 and encodes 218 amino acids. NCBI's taxonomy places the organism in Eukaryota, Metazoa, Arthropoda, Insecta, Orthoptera, Acrididae. The transcript is spliced from 3 exons. The record is from RefSeq and is a predicted model, not a curated record.
AGUGCUACAGCAAAAUGCACAAUCUACGAACUCAAUUUAAAGUGGAGCACGCCAAAGUAAAAUCAACGAAAAGCAGUGGCGCUGGGAUGAACGACAUAUACAAACCAUCUUUAUGGUAUUACGAGAAGUUAAUGUUUUUGGCGGAUCAUUGCUUGCCACGAAAAAGCACAGCCAUAGGCCUGACUCAACAUUCCAUGACUGAGGACAAUGAAAGUGAAGAGACAUGCAGUCUCUCUUCUCAAAGUGUGGAUAUACAACCAUCACCACAUCAAAACAUCGAAGGCUGUUAUAGUCUUGAUGUGGAUGUGCUGAACGAUGUAUGCAUUGGGGAACAAUGUGGAGAAGCAUCACCACCACCACCACCACCACCACCACCACCUACCCAUGCCACUCAAAGCAGGGAUGGAAGAAGAAAGAGGCCUGGUGAUGGGUACAUGAGUGCUGUUGAGGUCAUAGCUAAUAAAAUAUGUGCCACCCAAGACCGCCAACAACCCUCGGCAGAGCUAACUUUGGAUAGCUGCAUGAUAUUCAUUGGUAACCUUGCAAAGGAAAUCAAGAGCAAUGAAAUCAGAAUGCAGUUAAUAAGAGACCUUGUUAAUGUAACAACAGAAGCAGAACUGAAAGAUCUACAGAUACAAAUGCAGAACUCGAGUGAAAGUGAAAUUGUGUAA